Cottoperca gobio is the source of this 2395-nucleotide messenger RNA. RefSeq names its product solute carrier family 30 member 2 (gene slc30a2). Gene Ontology annotation, biological process: zinc ion transmembrane transport; response to zinc ion. Gene Ontology annotation, cellular component: plasma membrane. The transcript is spliced from 8 exons. Bases 1 to 1203 code for a protein of 400 amino acids. Gene Ontology annotation, molecular function: zinc ion transmembrane transporter activity. Lineage: Eukaryota; Metazoa; Chordata; Actinopteri; Perciformes; Bovichtidae. The record is from RefSeq and is a predicted model, not a curated record.
AUGGAUAAUAACGCUGCAAAUUCGGAGAAAUCUCAACUGAUACACGAGAAGAGCGCGAAAAUGUAUUCUCUAAAACUACAAAGCGCUUUUCCAGACUCCAAAGAGCAGUAUCCCGACUUCCCUUUUAAGAACGGAGGCAUGGCCGGUGCCAUCGAGCUGAAGCGGCCCGUCGGCGCCCACUGCCACGGGACCAAAACCUUGGCAUGUGAGGAGAGCGGGGACAGGCUUCUGGCCAAGAAGAAACUCUACAUCGCUUCAGCUGUCUGCCUCGUCUUCAUGAUUGGCGAGGUCAUAGGAGGCUACCUGGCUCACAGCCUGGCCAUCAUGACGGAUGCAGCCCACCUCCUCACAGACUUUGGCAGCAUGAUGGUGAGCCUGUUCUCCCUGUGGAUCUCCUCCAGACCGCCCACCAAAACCAUGAACUUUGGUUGGCACAGAUCAGAGAUCCUCGGGGCGUUCAUCUCCGUCAUCUCCAUCUGGAUCGUUACGGGGGCGCUGGUCUAUUUAGCCAUCGAGAGGAUCGUUCGCAACGACUAUGAGAUCGAUGGCCACGUAAUGUUAGUCACCUCCGGGUGCGCUGUCAUCGUCAAUAUAAUCAUGGCCUACAUCCUCCAUCAUUCCACCACCUUCCACGGCCACGGCAGCGGGUACCACCAGAUCGACGAGGUCGGCCAGAGUCCCGUGGCUCACGGACACUCCCACGCGCUCCUCGGGGGCCACAGCAACACGAGUGUCCGCGCCGCCUUCAUCCACGUGGUGGGAGACCUUCUGCAGAGCGUCGGCGUCAUGGUGGCAGCGAUCAUCAUCUACUUUCGGCCCGAGUACAAAGUGGCAGAUCCCAUCUGUACCUUCCUCUUCUCCGUCUUCGUCCUCUUCACCACCAUCACCAUCCUCAGAGACGUCUUCAGGAUACUCAUGGAAGGCUCUCCUAAAGGGAUCGAGUUCAACUCGGUGAAGGAGGUGCUGCUGUCGGUGAAGGCUGUGAAGUCGAUGCACUCGCUGCACCUCUGGGCUCUGACCCUGGGACAAGCGCUGGUGUCUGUUCACCUGGCUAUAGAGGAAGGUGCUGACGCUCAGUCGGUGCUGCAGGAGGCCACCGACCUGCUGCACACCAAGUUUGGUUUCCACAGCAUCACCAUCCAGGUGGAGCUGCACUCUGAAGACAUGAGCCACUGCUCCCACUGCCAGGACCCCAGUGACUGACCCCGAUACUGGACAACACUCAUCAUUCAUCACUGGGGGGUGAGCUGGAGCAGCUGCAGCACCGGGCAGCUUCCUGCUGGAGGAGUUUUUACUAGAUGUAUUGUGUUUGUCCUUUAGUCACAAGACAGUUUACAUGCUAACGAGGAGCUGCAUGCUAACGAGGAGCUACGCCCUCAAGUUCAAAUUAAGUUCUUACCAAACACCGGGACAGGUGCUUUCUUGUAAAGACAUCGAUCACAAGUCCUGAAGAAGAUCGUUUUACAAAAUGUCGGUCCUGUCCUAAAACAAAUAACGAUUAUUUUAUGGUCAUUAUGGUCAUUAUGGUCUCUAAAAUGUCAGAAAAUACAAAUAAAAAAUCUUGUUUAGUCCAAUAAAUUCACUUUAAUACGAUAGAAAACAAAGAAAAGCAGAUUUCAGGGGAUAAAAUUAGCAUCUUUUGACAUUUUUGCAUUAACAAUUACCUAAACGAUUAAUCGAUUAUCUUAAUAGUUGCUGAUCAUCAGCUUUAAACAGCCAUAAAAACCUCCUUUUGUCCCCUGAAAGUGUGAACAUAAAGCAUAAUACAGUACUGCUCAUGCAAUAGGAAGAGAAACAAGACAGGGAUAUUGUAAGGACGAUCUAGAUUACUAAAUCUUCAAAUUAAGAAAGAAAGACGUUUAUAUUUCUGUAAGUACUUCAAGAGAAAACACUGCCUGGACUUUAGUAUUUCAUGUAAAUUAAAGAAUAAACUGCCACAUAAAGGACUUCACUACUUAUUUUCUACUGUAACUUCCCUCCUGAUGCAAAUCCUGUUAUAUUAGCAUUGAGUACGUUAGCUACACUGUUAGCAUGGAGCGCCUGGCGUCAUGCUCUACCAGAGACACACGGAUGACUUUACUCUCCAGCUCAUCUCUUUAGCAUGCUUUUUCAUGCUUUAUUCAGAAAAGCAUGAAUAAUAUUCAUUGUGUACAUACUGUUGGCGGUUGACUUAACAAAGGUCAAAGUAUGGCACGAUUAACCCUUUAAUCCAUAAAAAUAUUUGUUUCAAAAUGGCUUUGUACAUGAGAGUCAUGUAGUGUCAAGUACAAAGAAAAUAAGAUAUUACAUAUAUAUCUUAUGGACCUGCAAACUUUUAGUUUUGGAGGCAAUUUGCAAAGAGUUUUGUCCGUUAAGGCGACACACCACACGCCAAAACACCGUUUUCUUUCAUGCA